AUGGAAUCUGAGGAAGGCAGUGACGGUGUGAAUUAUAGUGGGAAUUUUGUCAUGGAUACAUUUUUUCCUACAUUUGACGAUGCGGUUACAUGGGCUGAUGGUGUUUCCAUAAAAUUGAGAUUUAUAUUGGUGAAAUCGUCUUAUAACAAAACUAGAGAUGGUCGGCCGUAUCGGUAUUUGCGAUUCAGCACCGACAGUUGGAAGAUCAUUGCGAAAAAUGAUCACACUGGGACACAUAACCACCCAAUGAUUGUGUACCAAGAGGGUCACCGUAAAGUGAGCGGAUUGAGUCCAGGUGCAAAACAGGUUGUGCGGGACAUGACAAAGUCCAAGGUUGCUCCCCGUAACAUCAUGUCCACUAUUGCCGAGCAAUUUCCUAAUGAUCAUCUAAACAUCCGACACAUUUACAAUUGCCGAAAUGACUUUAGGAUGGAGAUGUCCAAAGGAAGAGGAGUUGUUCAACAAUUUCUUCAUCUGGCGAGAGUUAGUAAAUACAUUUACUGGGUCACGAACGAUGAUCACAACAUUUUGCAACAUGCACUUAUGGUGCACCCGAUCAUGGUCAACAUACUCCGCACAUACCCACAUGUCAUAGGUAUGGAUUCUACUUAUAAGACCAAUCGAUAUAACAUGCCUUUCUUUGAGAUAGUAGGUGUGACACCGACAAACCAGAAUUUUCUAGUUGGAUAUGUUUUCAUGCGCGACGAGUGCACGGCUAGCUAUCGGUGGGUGUUGCAGAGAUUAAGGGAGUUGAUUGGGUUUGAUAAAGAGCCAUCUGUAUUUAUUUCAGACCGUGAUCUUGGGCUAUGUGCGGCUUUGAGAAAAGUCUUUCCAGGGACGUCACAUUUACUCUGUCUAUGGCACAUCAAUGGAGAUGUGGAGGCUAAGGUGACGAAGAUGUUCGAAAACAAGAAGGUUGGUGUCAGUUUUAGAGCUGGGAGAUGGUUCAAAAUCGUGAAUGCAACAACACAGGCGGAGUAUGAUCAUGCUCUAGCUGCCAUGCAAGUGAGGUGGGGAAAAUAUCCGGCAGUGAUUCAGUAUGUUAAGAGAACAUGGCUUUGUCAUAAGGAGAAAUUUGUGAAAUUUUGGACGAACCAGGUUCUUCACUUUGGUAACACCACCAACUGCAGAGUUGAGAGCCAACAUUCAGCAGUGAAAACUUGGUUUGAAUCAUCCACAGGUUAG
Chenopodium quinoa (quinoa) is the source of this 1185-nucleotide messenger RNA. Its product is annotated as protein FAR1-RELATED SEQUENCE 5-like. The record is from RefSeq and is a predicted model, not a curated record. The transcript has 2 exons. Bases 1 to 1185 code for a protein of 394 amino acids. Lineage: Eukaryota; Viridiplantae; Streptophyta; Magnoliopsida; Caryophyllales; Amaranthaceae.